Messenger RNA from Clavispora lusitaniae ATCC 42720, 504 nucleotides. The record is from RefSeq and is a predicted model, not a curated record. NCBI's taxonomy places the organism in Eukaryota, Fungi, Ascomycota, Pichiomycetes, Serinales, Metschnikowiaceae.
AUGGACCGUGCGGAGAAAAGGAUUUCCUCAUGUACUCAAUGCGCCGUGGCGGUUACAGAGCAUUACUUGAGAUGGGGCAGAACGCAAACCAGACGAGGAACCAAGGCAGAAGUAACCAUAGUCAAGGAAACGGCAACUACGGAGGAAAGCACUACGGGAACAAUCACCAUGGAAACAGCAAUUAUGGAAAUAACUAUGGAAACCAAUACGGAAACUAUGGCAAUAAUCAAUACGGGAACCAAAACUACGGCAACCAGAAUUAUGGUAACAACCAAUAUGGUAACCAGCAGUAUGGAAACAACCAAUACGGUAACCAGAAUCAAUACGGGAAUCAGUAUGGAAACCAAAACCAAUACGGAAAUCAGUAUAGAAACAACUAUGGAAACAACCAAUAUGGAAACAACCAAUACCAGGGUCAAUAUGGCCACCAAAACCAAAGCCGGACAGACCAGUAUGGAAGCCACUCUUACUCCAAUCACAACCAAAAUACUCACGGUCGGCUGA